GGCGCCGCCGCGCAAGAAUUUAGAAGACGAAGAAGAAUGUAGCUUCGGUAGCUGCUCUGUUGAUUUAAUGUAACCAACUGGUCAGCUGAGCCAUGAGUGAGUUCAGGAUCCACCACGACGUGAACGAGCUGCUCAGCCUCCUGCAGGUGCGAGGAGGUGAUGGAGCAGAGGGAUACAUCGACCUACUGCAGAAACACAGGACUCCCUAUGUCACCACCACAGUGUCUGCUCACAGUGCCAAGGUCAAAUUAGCAGAGUUCUCCAAAACGCCUGAAGACUUCCUGAGGAAGUAUGACGAGCUGAAGUCCAAAAAUGUUCGCAACCUCGACCCUUUGGUGUAUCUGCUGUCCAAACUCUGCGAGGAUAAAGAGACGCUUCAGUUUCUGCAGCAGAACGCCAAAGAAAGAUCCGAGUCCUCAGCGAAUGCCAACUCGAGCACCACCACCAGUUACUCUGUGCCUCAGAGCAGCACAAAGAUGUCCAUGCAGGAGCUGGACGAGCUGCGUAAGAAGCUGGGCAACGUGACGGCCAGCUCCAACGCGCCUCUGCCCGCUGAAGUCACGCGGAAGAUGUUACGGGACAAACACAAUAAGAAGAAUUCCACGCAGCCUAACCCCGUGUUUCCUAACUGGGUCUACGACCGUCCAGCUCUCAUCGGAGACUUCAUGACCAGCCCCGCCCCGGCAGCAGAACCAGCUGUGGCCAUCGGUACGCUGCCUCUGUCGGCUCAGGAGCAGUUUGUGGUGGAGGACCUGCUGUUUGUUCUGAUCGGGGUGGAUGGGCGAGACAUCACGGCCCAGCCUGUUCUGGGGAGGCAGAACCGCUCUUUUAUAGUCGAAACAACGCUGGACGUGUCUGUCAAAGAGCUGGUGAACAGAAUAUUACCAGUGGCGUCGUAUUACUCCACUAUAACACGGUUCAUCGAGGAGAAGUCGUCCUUCGAGUACGGCCAGGUGAACCACGCUCUCACGGCGGCGAUGAGGACUCUGAUGAAGGAGUACCUGAUCCUCGUCACGCAGCUGGAGCACCUCCAGCGGCAGGGCCUUUUGUCGCUGCAGAAGCUCUGGUUUUAUAUCCAGCCCACCAUGAGGACCAUGGAGAUCCUGGCGUCGAUUGCCUCCUCGUUGGACAAAGGGGACUGUAUGGGUGGAUCGACACUCAGCCUUCUUCAUGACCGCACCUUUAACUACACGGGUGACAGCCAGGCUCAGGAGCUCUGUCUGUACCUCACUAAAGCUGCCAGCGUCCCGUACUUUGAGAUCCUGGAGAAGUGGAUCUACAGAGGCAUCAUCAAGGAUCCCUACAGUGAGUUUAUGGUGGAGGAGCACGAGCUGCAGAAGGAGAAGAUUCAAGAAGACUACAACGACAAGUACUGGGACCAGCGGUACACCAUCGUCCAGCACCGGAUUCCCUCCUUCCUACAAAAAAUGGCUGACAAAAUAUUAAGCACAGGGAAGUACCUGAACGUGGUGCGGGAGUGCGGCCGGGACGUGACGUGUCCCGACGCUAAGGAGGUUCUGUACACCCUGAAGGAGCGGGCCUACGUGGAGCAGAUAGAGAAGGCCUACAACUACGCCAGCAAGGUCCUCCUGGACUUCCUCAUGGAGGAGAAGGAGCUGGUCUCACGGCUCAGGUCAAUCAAGCACUACUUUUUGAUGGACAAAGGAGACUUCUUCGUGCACUUCAUGGACCUGACGGAGGAGGAGCUGAAGAAGCCGGUGGACGACAUCGUUCCUCCGAGACUCGAAGCUCUGCUGGAGCUCGCUCUGAGAAUGAGCACGGCCAACACGGACCCCUUCAAAGACGACCUGAAGAUCGACCUGAUGCCUCAUGACGUCAUCACUCAGCUGCUGCGAGUCCUCGCCAUCGAGACCAAGCAGGAGAAGGCCAUCAUCAACGCCGAGCCGACGGACGUGGCGCUCAGCGGGCUGGAGGCCUUCUCCUUCGACUACAUCGUCAAGUGGCCGCUGUCGCUCAUCAUCAACAGGAAGGCGCUGACGAGGUACCAGAUGCUUUUCAGACACAUGUUUUAUUGCAAACACGUGGAGCGGCUGCUGUGCAACGUGUGGAUCAGCAACAAGGACUCCAGGCAGUACUCGCUACACUCGGCCAAGUGGUUUGCCGCUGCGUUCGCCCUGCGCCAGCGGAUGCUCAACUUCGUGCAGAACAUCCAGUACUACAUGAUGUUUGAGGUGAUGGAGCCCACCUGGCACGUCAUGGAGAACAACCUGAAGACGGCUUCGAAUAUCGACGACGUUCUCUGCCACCACACCAGCUUCCUGGAUAACUGCCUGAAGGACUGCAUGCUGACCAACCCUGAGCUGCUCCGGAUCUUCUCCAAACUCAUGUCCGUCUGCGUCAUGUUCACAAACUGCAUGCAGCGGUUCACUCAGAGCCUGAGGUUGGAGCGUCUCUCUCAGGAGCAGGAGAUGAUGGAGGCACCGCCAGCUCAGAGCGAACCCGAGAAGAAGAAGACGACCACAAAGUUUUUAGCCGCGCACGCAGACGGCCCUCAGUCCGACGCCGGCUUCGAAGCCACCAUCAGUAAGUUCGACAGCAACUUCAGCCUGCUGCUUCUGGACCUGCUGGACAAACUGAGCGUCUACAGCACCAACGACUGCGAGCACAGCAUGAUCAGCAUCAUCUACAGGCUGGACUUUAACGGCUUCUACACGGAGCGUCUGGAGAGGAUGGCUGUAGAACGCAACCAGAAAGCUGCAGCGUGACCCGUUUUAAACCGUUACCGACCGAUUAAAGAACCUGCCGUCUGCACCGCGGGUCACUCAGAAACACCAGGAUGACCCCCGUCACACGGAGCCGCUCCGACGUCUGUGUGUAAAUUAUGUUUUCUAUGAUGUGAAAUGACUCGAUGUGUGCAGAAUCAUUCCACAGCUUCAGCUCUGAAACUUCACAUUAAUUAUUAUGCAUGUACAGUCAAAACAUGUUUUUUUUAAAUGUGUAUUUUCAUUGCAGCUCAUUAAAAGAACUUUCUAAAUGGAUUUAGAUGUUGGAUCUUUUACUACGUGGUUUGUGCAACGAGAGUCUCCAAACUUAACAUUAAAGUUUAAAAAAAAAAAAAAAGUUAAGUUUUAUAUUUAGGAUGUAAUUUGGUUUGUGAAUUACAGACAAAUGUUUAAACUUGUUCAGCUUUUUAAAGUUGAGCCAAAACCUCAUAAAUGAAUAAAGAUCGUAGCUGAAACUAGACACUUGUAAUUUAUUUG
This is a messenger RNA of Nematolebias whitei (Rio pearlfish), 3221 nucleotides long. RefSeq names its product tubulin, gamma complex associated protein 2 (gene tubgcp2). Gene Ontology annotation, biological process: mitotic cell cycle; meiotic cell cycle; spindle assembly. The record is from RefSeq and is a predicted model, not a curated record. The transcript is spliced from 18 exons. Gene Ontology annotation, cellular component: spindle pole; gamma-tubulin small complex; equatorial microtubule organizing center. NCBI's taxonomy places the organism in Eukaryota, Metazoa, Chordata, Actinopteri, Cyprinodontiformes, Rivulidae. Bases 93 to 2726 code for a protein of 877 amino acids. Gene Ontology annotation, molecular function: gamma-tubulin binding; microtubule minus-end binding.